This is a messenger RNA of Nicotiana tabacum (common tobacco), 657 nucleotides long. Lineage: Eukaryota; Viridiplantae; Streptophyta; Magnoliopsida; Solanales; Solanaceae. The record is from RefSeq and is a predicted model, not a curated record.
AUGGCUAGAGGGAUCUGGCCAGCAGAAAAUCUCAUCUCUCUUCUUUAUGAGUUACUUCCUGAGAAUGACUUGGUUGAGCUUGUGUGGGAAAAUGGUCAGAUUAUGUUGCAAGGUCAGAAGGGCGAGUCUUGGAGCAACGAGUCUGAUAAUAUAUUCAGAGAUUGUUCGAGUAAUAGUGACAACACCCCUGGUCAGUUUACAGGUGCAAGGGCAGCAACAGAUACAGCUGAUAGUGAGAGAAACGCUGAACAUGGGGUUGUUUGCUCAUCUAUAUGCUCUGGUAGCAGUGCAGAGAGAGGAUCAAGUGAUCAGCCUAAUCUAAAGAGCAAAAUCCGAGAUACUGAGGAUUCGGAGUGUCCAAGUGAAGAUGCUGAAAGAAUCUGUUGGUAUCAAAAAACCUUGCCCUACUCGAGGAGGUACAGGUUCAAAGAGAAGCCGAGCUGCAGGAUGCAUAAUUUGUCUGAGCGGAGCCGAAGGAAUAGGAUUAACGAAAAGAUGUGCGCAUUACAGGAACUAAUACCCAACUGCAACAGUUACUUUGAAACUGACACGGCGGAUAAAGCUUUAAUGCUUGAUGAAGCUAUUGAAUAUUUGAAGACACUUCAACUGCAAGUACAGAUACUAUCUAUGGAAGCAGGGUUUGUGUCCCGCCAAUGA